Amphibalanus amphitrite is the source of this 2382-nucleotide messenger RNA. It is a transcript of the gene Uba5, whose product is annotated as ubiquitin-like modifier-activating enzyme 5. NCBI's taxonomy places the organism in Eukaryota, Metazoa, Arthropoda, Thecostraca, Balanomorpha, Balanidae. The transcript is spliced from 8 exons. The record is from RefSeq and is a predicted model, not a curated record. Gene Ontology annotation, biological process: protein ufmylation. Gene Ontology annotation, cellular component: cytoplasm; cytosol. Bases 527 to 1567 code for a protein of 346 amino acids. Gene Ontology annotation, molecular function: UFM1 activating enzyme activity.
ACAGGCCGUAAAACGGCAUUAGGCCAAUUAUGUUUUUCUUUUUUUCUGCAUUCUCAAUUUCUUGAACGUUACGCAGGGCAGAAAGAACAGCUAAAAUCAACAUUCAAUGCAAAACAGGUUGAUGUGUUGACCAAAAUUCCAUAUGGUCUCGCUUCGGGGUUGAUGUCUUUAUGGUUUGAUUACUAAGGAAGCAUUUGAACUGGAGGUCCACGAGAGAUAAAAGGCAAACAAGCAAAUAUGUCUGAAGAAUUGAAGAGAAGAAUUGUCGAGCUCGAAAAAGAAUUGGAGGCGAUAAAAAAGGAAUCAUGUGAAGAACGACGGGGCCGAGAGAAAAUUGAGCAGAUGUCUAGUGAAGUUGUGGAUGCAAACCCAUAUAGGUGAAGUAUUGUUAUUUUAUUUAUUUUCCUACAAGUCUAAAAACAAAGUGUGAAAGUAACUGAUCAAGUUAAAAGAGUGGUUGGGCUUCGUAUAAAUAUUCUUUUACAAGGAAUUUAUAUAUAUGAAACAACUUUGACUUUGUCGUUUGAUGGCACUGAAGAGGAUGGGAAUUGUGGACAACUAUGAACAGAUCAGAGAGUUCGCCGUAGCAGUUGUGGGAGUGGGAGGAGUUGGAUCAGUGGCUGCCGAGAUGUUAACUCGAUGUGGAAUCGGUAAGCUGCUGCUGUUUGACUACGACAAGGUCGAGCUGGCCAACAUGAACCGGCUGUUCUACCAGCCGCACCAGGCCGGCCUGAGCAAGGUGGAGGCGGCCGCCCGCACCCUGGUCUCCAUCAAUCCCGACGUCACCAUAGAGUGCCACAAUUACAACAUCACCACAGUGGACAACUUUGACCACUUCAUGGGCAGGAUCAGAUCCGGCAGUCUAACAGACGGCCCAGUGGACCUGGUGCUCAGCUGUGUGGACAACUUUGAGGCGCGCAUGGCCAUCAACACGGCCUGCAACGAGCUGGGCCAGACCUGGUUCGAGUCGGGCGUCGCCGAAAACGCCGUCUCCGGUCAUAUCCAGCUGGUGAUACCCGGCGAGCUGGCCUGUUUCGCCUGCGCCCCGCCGCUGAUCGUCGCCUCCGGUAUCGACGAGAAGACGCUGAAGCGAGACGGCGUGUGCGCUGCCUCGCUUCCCACCACCAUGGGCGUCGUGUCCGGGCUUCUCGUCCAGAACACGCUCAAGUACCUACUGAAGUUCGGCAACGUCACCCACUAUCUGGGCUACUCGUCAUUGCAGGACUUCUUCCCCACGAUGAGCAUGAAGCCGAACCCGAGCUGUGACGACUCGUAUUGCAGACAACGGCAGAAGGAGUAUCAGGAACGAGAGGCUGCCAAACCCAAAGAGGAGGUGGUGGAAGAAGAAAAGAAGGAAGUGGUGCACGAGGAUAACGAAUGGGGCAUCAGUCUGGUGGACGAGACGGCACCGGAGGAGCCAGAGAAGGAGCUGGUACAGGGUGUGCGACUGGCCUACAGCCGCGACGAGCCGGCGCCGCCCCCUCCGACGGUGGACGCGCCGGCGGCGGCGGACACCUCGGACCAGACCAGCCUGGACGACCUGCGCGCUCAGAUGAUGGCGCUCUGAGGGCGUAAGACGGUGAGAGAGCGGUGAGAGGGAUGGGGGAGGGAGGAGUGGAGAGAGUGAGUGGCGAGCGAGAGCAACCACGGCGGAGAGGCGUGUGACGGAUUGUGUUGCAGCCUCCGUUCCAAGGGACAAGAGGGUAUGAGGAGAGAAAGCGAGUGGGAGUGAAUCUUCUGAGCUGAUAUGAUCUGUUCGAGCCGGGUCAGAUUCAGAUUGCGAGUUAUAAUUUCCCGAGAGGAGUUCAUAGAAUAUGACAGAAAUAUGUUGUUAUGCCGGUCUCUGGUAUUCAUUACUUAUAUUGAAGGAAGACGUCUGUUGGCCCACUGCCAUGCGAGAAUAACAUUCCUGAGAAAUGAGUAUCGUUUCGUUCCCCGUAAUUGUAAGCACUAGUGUGAUGACGUGAUGCAGAGUUCGUAACACCAAACAAUGACUAUCUAGUUAAAAGGAGGCUGCUCGCAAGGGCCUAAAACAGCUGCUCGAACCCUGCGUCCAGCACCAAGGAAUCGUUAGCUCUAAUCAUUGAACAUCCCAGCCUGACAGACCUGCGUGGCUGCGCCGCUUUACGGAGACCUGAUUCUAGACCGACAGCGAAAGCGAACGAUGUGACACGAUUGUGGUGUGUUGACCACGCCAGAGUAUGUGAGUCGAUACGACCGUGAAGCCCGAUGUGAACGGUCAUCAUUUUAGACGGAGGAAGAGCUGCUGGAGCUACCGAGCUCCGCUUAUGUUGGGCGAUAUUGAUGUUGAGCUAUUUAUUUUUGACAAGCGGUGGUGUUUUUAAAUAUUGGUGGUUGGUAAAUACAACAUAAACCGAUCUA